AUGAUUAAUACUCCUUUGAUCAUUGGAGCCAUUUUGCUAGGCUCUGCCUACGCGACAACUACUAGUACCAGUGGAAGUCUUACUGCCUUGACUUUCAACGUGGCAGGUCUUCCAUCAUGGCUCCAGUCCAAUGAUGUGAAUGGCUCCAAAACUGAGAAUGCUGAGGAGAUCGGUACUUAUUUCUCUGAAUAUGGUUAUGAUAUCAUUAAUAUGCAAGAGGAUUUCAACUACCAUGCCUAUAUAUAUGAUACCGAUAACCACACCUAUCGUACCUCAACCUCCGGUGGAGCGGGAAUCGGAAGUGGCCUGAAUACCAUUUCUAAUUACGACUGGGUGGAUUUCACUCGUACAAAGUGGGAUGAAUGUUCUGACGCGUCAGAAUAUGAUUGCCUCACCCCUAAGGGGUUUACAUUCAUGCGUUGGAAUCCCUCCACCGGUGUUUAUAUUGACGUCUACAAUCUUCACGCUGAUGCUGGAACUGAGGACGGUGAUGAGGAUGCCCGAAAUGACAACCUCCAGCAAGUCGCUGAUUACAUCGACACCUGGUCCAUCGGAAAUGCUGUUCUCAUCAUGGGCGAUACUAACAGCCGCUAUACUCGCUCAGCGGACACCGGUAUCCGUGUCUUCAAGUCCCAAAACAGCCUGAGCGAUGUCUGGGUUCAGCUGGUGAAGGAUGGUGUGUAUCCCACUGCGGGAGAGGAUGCAGACGUAUGCGACAACCCGUCCACAACUGAGACUUGUGAGACAGUUGACAAGGUUCUAUACCGUGGAUCGAGUAUUGUGACCUUUGAUGCUACAAGCUUCAAAUACGAUGGCGAGGAAUUCCUCAACACUGACUCCGACUAUCUUGGCGAUGUUCUUUCUGAUCACAACCCCGUCCUGGUGGACUUUUCAUGGUCGUUAUCCUCCUCUCUCCGACAGAGUCAAUUCUCUGGAGGACCCCAUGGCGAUUGGUUUAGUGAUCUACCAAACAUCACCUCUUCUUCUGCGGCUUCCGUUCUUACAUUUGCUGGUGGGGACCGAUUGGAUUCCGUCGCUAUUGAACUGAAAGAUGGCACCACGUUCAUCCAUGGUGGUAGUGGUGGUACAUCUACCUCCCUCACCCUUGCAUCGGAUGAGUAUUGGAUCCAGACAGAGCUUUGCACUGGCACUUAUAAUGAUGAAACUCGGAACUUUUAUAUCAAGGCCACUACUAGUGCGGGUAACACACUUGAGGCCGGAACUUCCACCAGCGACUGCUCCACUUUUAGUGCUGAUGAUGGAUUUGCCGUUGUGGGAUUCAUGGGGCAGGAUGGCGAUGAAGUUGAUCAGCUGGCCUUGAUCUACAUGGCCUACUAA
Penicillium malachiteum is the source of this 1338-nucleotide messenger RNA. Its product is annotated as endonuclease/exonuclease/phosphatase family protein. Gene Ontology annotation, cellular component: cytoplasm. The coding region runs from base 1 to 1338 and encodes 445 amino acids. Gene Ontology annotation, molecular function: sphingomyelin phosphodiesterase activity. The transcript is spliced from 3 exons. Lineage: Eukaryota; Fungi; Ascomycota; Eurotiomycetes; Eurotiales; Aspergillaceae. The record is from RefSeq and is a predicted model, not a curated record.